Molecule: messenger RNA, 1743 nt
Organism: Phalaenopsis equestris
Lineage: Eukaryota; Viridiplantae; Streptophyta; Magnoliopsida; Asparagales; Orchidaceae
Product: histone-lysine N-methyltransferase ASHR2
Exons: 2
Coding region: 561-1715 (384 amino acids)
Molecular function (GO): protein binding
Source: RefSeq, a predicted model, not a curated record
CUGGAAAUGCUUUUUGUUUCGCUCGUACGAAUGACGAUGCGCCUUGACGCAAGUUCUUCAUUAUUCGCGGCUGCCAAUCAGAGCCCGCUUUCCGCGUUUCAUUCGAGCUUAUUACCCUUGGAGCCAUCGAUCUCGUCCCCGAGCCCUUCUUCUCUCCGAUCCCAGUUGCGAUUUCUCCAGCCCUUGAUCUCGUCCCCAAGCCCUUCUCCUCUUCGAUCCCAGUCGCGAUUUCUCCCAACCUGUCCGGUCGCGGUCCAAGGCGGAGAACCCUCGAUCAUUCGUCUUCUGAUCCGGUCGCGAUUUCUUCCAACCCGUCCCGGUCGCGAUUCCUUCAACUCUUGGCGACGAAGCUUUCCUACACUCGAACCGCAAGACCAUGGAAUACAAAUGGCUCGGGAUCGAAGCUUUUCUUACAGUCCUUCUCUUCUCAACACCUUCUCUGUCCACUGUGCGACAGUUCUUCCGUUUACACGCCCUCAAACCCUAGCGAAGCGGAGUGCGAGCGCUCUUCACCUGCAAUUCCGCCGCCGUCGGUGGCCGAUCAGGGCGGAGAAAGCUCCAUGAUGUCGCCGGAAAGCCCACCUCCGGAACCGCUCGUGAAGCUCGCUGAUAUACCCGGCCGUGGUCGCGCUCUCGUGGCUUCUCGCCACAUCAAUCCAGGCGAGAUUCUACUCACGGACUCCCCUCUGCUUCUCUAUCCCGCCGCCGCCGCCUCUUCCUCACGCCCAUCCACCUCACCCUUCUGCUUCCAUUGCUUCCGCUCCCUGCGCUCCGCCCCUCUCCCAUGUCCUUUCUGCCCCUCCGUUGUCUUCUGCACAAACCGCUGCCUAUCUGCCGCCCUCUCUUCAUGCCACCAUCCUUCCACUUGCCGUGCACUCGCUGCACUACCCCCCCUUUCCAAUCCCGACCUACACGCUCAGAUCUACUUCCUUCUUGCGGCCUCCAACCUCUCCUCAACCUCCCCUGCCAACUGCCUCCUAACCCUAGACGGUGGCGAUGCCAACCCAGUACAGCAGGAUGCUGUUUUCCUCCAUUCCCUGCUUGGUCCUCUCACCGGCUUCUCUCUACAAGCCAUAUCCAUGCUGAUUGCGAAGGAUAGAAGGAACGCUUUUGGUCUCAUGGAGCCGUUCAGGGAGGAGGAUGGUGGUGAGAGAAGGGUGAGGGCCUAUGGAAUUUACCCUAUUUCCUCCCUUUUUAACCACGAUUGUCUGCCCAAUGCUUGCCGUUUUGAUUAUCUUGAUCGCGAUGGAGAAGGCAAUACUCAGAUCACGGUGAGGGCAAUUCAUGACAUUCCGGCGGGCAGGGAGGUUUGUCUGAGCUAUUUUCCUGUAAAUUGGCGGUAUAAGGAAAGGCAGAAGAGGCUCAUAGAGGAUUAUGGAUUUCAUUGCAGCUGUGAUAGAUGUGAGGUGGAGAGAAAUUGGAAGGAUGAGGAUGAGGAAGAGGAAGGGGAGGAGGACAUGGAAGAGGAGGAUGGGGAUGGAAGGCUGGAGGGGAUGGAGGAGGAGAUUGGUGAUGGAGAUGAUGAUUUCCCCCAUGCUUAUUUCUUUGUCAGGUAUGUUUGCGAGCGAGAAAAUUGUGGUGGGACAAUGGCUCCCCUGCCUCCAUCACCAGAUGGUGCUCAAUCAAGUGUGAUUGAGUGCAAUGUGUGUGGCCGGUUAAGGAAGGAGGAUGGCUUUGGUGGAGAAGAUGAUGAUGGAGAUGGCAUGGCAGCUUAAUGCCUGAUGAGUCAACACCAUGGCUGAC